UCAGUGUUUUAUUGAUUCAUGUCCCUUGGCCAAAUAAGUUUGAAUGUUAAACUUGAGAAUCCAUCUCCAUUUGGUUAUUAUCAAAUAUCUAUAUGUGUGAGUGUGUUCGUUAGCCCAUCGCCCGACGAGGUGGUUCGAGCGCGCGAACGAGAAGAUACUCGGCCACUUGGAUCCCGACCAGCAUAGCGUGCAGCAGCAGUUAGAAGCACUCGCGAACUCUGUAUUCAGCCAUUUUGAGAUUAAGCCGAACCGACUCAACAAUUUUGGCGCAGCCGAUUGGAUUAUGAUGAAUGACGACGGGAAAUUCAGCAUGUUGGGUGCUUUCAACGACAAAGCCGAUGCAAAUGAUUUACGUAGAGAGUGGGAAGAAUGACACCGUGAAUGGCACCCAGCAUGAAAAGUUGAUCACCAUGCUGGCCAUCGGAGGAAGAGGACUUCAACGGAUUUUCUAUAAUCUACGACCAGUGGCAGAAGAAAUUGUUCCGGAGGUGGUUAAGGUGCCUCUGAUGCCCAUCGAAGCACCGGAAUAUGACAACGCUGUCAUACGUCUGCAGAAGUUCUUCGUGGGAAAACGAAAUGAACGUGUGGAGCUGGAAGUUUUUCGCUCGCUAAGACAGACAAGCGAAGAGUCGUUCAAUAACUUCAUGCUACGACUGCGUGCCCAAGCUGGAAGAUGUGAGUUUUUGGAGCGCGAAGAAACAGAGCUGUUGCAGCAAAUCACGAUGGGGGCACAUGAUGAAAAAGUUCGAGACAAAGGAUUGGAGAACGUUAUGAGCUUGGAUGAAAUUGUUACGUACGCAAUGAAUCGGGAGAUCCUUAUGAAGCAAAGAGAGAAGCAAAAACCCUUCCGUGCUGAAGCUGAUGUGAACAGUGUACGCUCCAAUCGAUCAACGGCCCGAUUCCAUCCGAGGCAAAAUGCAAGCAACCCCCGGUUCGAAAAGCAGAAAUAUGUUCGGCCAGCUGGCAAUCGUUCGCUGAGUGAAUGUAUGCGUUGUGGUUCGUUCCGACAUUCCGGAGACUCCAGGGAAUGUUUUGCCAGAGGUGCAAAUUGCAGUAAUUGCGGACAGCGAGGACACUACGCGAGGAAAUGUGGAAAUCGAAAUGUGCAGCGCAAUCGUCCAUCGAAACCCGAACCGAGACGUAUCAGCUUCUCCGAAGCAAACUCGGUGAAUGCAGCCGAGUCCUGGAAAGAAGAGAUUCCUCAUCGUCCGACCACUGCAGAUAUCGCCAAGGUGGAGUAAUAUAUAUAUAUAUUUUUGGUUUUUAUUUUUCAAUGAAGUUGAAUUGCAAUAAUGAAUUAUAAUGGAUUGUUUACCAACUCGAAUAUUUUUGAUUUAGGUGGAAACCAUUCCCCUGAGUUCUGAUUCCAUAUUGUGCCGAAUUGAUACAGUACCGGUCGAGUUUGUUAUU
Molecule: messenger RNA, 1410 nt
Organism: Armigeres subalbatus
Lineage: Eukaryota; Metazoa; Arthropoda; Insecta; Diptera; Culicidae
Exons: 2
Coding region: 291-1241 (316 amino acids)
Molecular function (GO): zinc ion binding; nucleic acid binding
Source: RefSeq, a predicted model, not a curated record